AUGUUUGAUAGUGAGUUUGUUGUGACAGUCGCUGAUCUCUUGGUAAGACGACUCAAUCAAAAAUUGUUUCGUCAAUGGGUCGUCCACGACAAAGUUUUAGACAAGAAGACAACCUCCACGUUUAGCACUUACAGAAUUCGCGCAGUUAUUAUUCCUUAUUUCAUGUUGUCAGACCAUGCUUUACUGGGUCACGUCAUAAGCAAAACUGUUGUUGUAGACGAGUUUGAAUGUCAGCUGAAAUGUAUGGGGAGUGAUAGUUGCAAGUCGUGCAAUAUUCAUCCAAGAGACGGUUACGUAAGCCGAAUUUGCGAGCUGAACAACAAAACCAGGCAGAUGAAGCCACGUGAUUUUCAACUGAAGAAAGGAUCAAACUACUAUGGCUACACACGGGCCUCCUGCAUGGAUGUUCCCUCUAAAAGGAAUGAACAAAGUGAGAAAGGUCAUUGUCACCCGGGAUACCGAGGAACGCGCUGUCAAUUCCGUAAAAUAGGUUUGCGUUCGCAACCUGCAAACUCCUGUAAGGACAUUCGGGACUCAGGAAACUCAAGAGGAGACGGGGAGUACUGGAUCGACCCUGAGAAGACUGGAAACCCUUUGAGAGUCUUUUGUGACAUGACAACUGACGAAGGAGGCUGGCUUCUUGUGUCAAAUUUUGUAAUCGGCAACCCAUCCUUCCCACAAGUGAAGCUUGAGACUUCGUACCAUGGAAUCAGCGAUUGCCUAGAAAACAACACAUUUCUGAAGAAAACAGCGGUAGAGGGACUGAUGACACAUAUGCCUUUCACUCAGCUGAGAUUCCAUUGUAGCAAAGUGCGGGGACGUACGUUUCACGUGACCACGGCUGCUAACAGCUCAGGUGAAGCGGUAGUCCAGUACCUCAGUGGUCAGACGAAUGACAAGCCCGACUCCUGUGGGUCGUUUGUGAGAAUGGAAGAUGACAACUCCAAAUUGGCAGAAAUGUGUGACCAAUGGAAAGGUGGUAAAGGAGAAGGAGCUCCAUUGGGUAAAUGGGGAGAAGACUCAUUAUAUGAUCACACUGUCUUUGUGCAUUUCUCAGGACACUGGUUGUUACAAACGGGAAGAUUUGAAUGUGAUGACUUCAAUCGUGUGGAAAAGUUUGUUCAAUUGUCGUCAGGCGAUUUUUGGAAGGUUUUUGUGCGUUAG
Pocillopora verrucosa is the source of this 1164-nucleotide messenger RNA. The record is from RefSeq and is a predicted model, not a curated record. Lineage: Eukaryota; Metazoa; Cnidaria; Anthozoa; Scleractinia; Pocilloporidae.